Molecule: messenger RNA, 3536 nt
Organism: Strongylocentrotus purpuratus (purple sea urchin)
Lineage: Eukaryota; Metazoa; Echinodermata; Echinoidea; Camarodonta; Strongylocentrotidae
Exons: 8
Coding region: 129-2828 (899 amino acids)
Source: RefSeq, a predicted model, not a curated record
ACCACCCCAUAAACGCUACACAUAGAUCUACAGUACUUGUGCAUGCGGACGAACGAGUGGUUUCCAAAGUCGAUGUAGCUGUAUCCACAGAAAAUUACCACCUGGAUGUCUUGCUGGGGUUGUCAUUCAUGUACCUUUCCAGCGGACUGAGUUUCUGUCGAAUGAGAAGGACAUCUUAUACCAUGGGUGGAUUCUACCUUCUCUAUCUGUUCAUGAUUCUCCUGGUGAGAUCUGGUGAUGUUGAAACCAACCCUGGACCAGACAGGAUUGUCAGUGAAAAGGAAUUCUUAAAGCUGUCAAAGCAAAUUAAACCUAGCUACUACAAAGAGGUGGGCAUUAACCUGGACAUCUCCAUUGCAGAGCUUGGUCAAAUCGAGAAAGAGAGCCAAAAUACCAGUGAUGCAUUGAUGACAGUCUUCACAAGAUGGAGAGACAAACAGCCUCCAGGCACAGACAUCAGGGCUCUUCUUGCAGAGGAAUUAGAAAGUAGUGACUUAGGGUCCCUCUCUGGCAAACUACUUGCUGGCAGUCUAGUCCCAAACAGGACAGGUGCACCUGUUAGAUUGCCAGGAUCACAGCCCCAACCACUUUCUGCUGACCUGAUCGAGAGAUGUGCAGAUGAUUUGAGAUCCAAAUACCGGACAACUCUCUGUAAGAUCAGAGCUGAUCCUCUCAUCCCAAUUUCCAUUGUGCAGUUUGGCGACAUGUACACAAACCUUGUCCUGGAAGAGGAAUAUCGACAACGUAAGCGACCACUUGAGUACAGUGAUCUCUUUGAUCUUAAAGUCAAUGGAGAGUUUCCCAAGCGGAUCAUGGUUCAGGGAGAGGCUGGGACAGGAAAGACAACAUUCUGUGCUAAGAUUGCCUGGGACUGGAUAAAUGACAGUCCUGCUCUCCAAAAGUUUGUGUGGGUACUUGUUGUCCCAUUUCGUGAAGCCAAACAAUACACGAUUGGUGAGAUUGUCAAGUCGUAUCUCUCCAAGGGCAACCCAGCAACAGCCUGCCAAAUCACUGAGUACAUCCGUUCAAAUCCAAAAGAUGUAUUCAUUGCGUUUGAUGGAUUAGAUGAGUUUGAUGGCAAGGUUGUACAGCAAAGGAAAGCUGGUUCAAAGUCAGACUGUCACCAGCCAAAGUCUGCUGAUCAAACCAAGGCAAGAUCAGAAUCAAAGAUGAACAAGAAUAAGCGGCAAAAGUUAAUGCAACCAAAGUCAGGAAGCCCAACAAGUGCCACUUCGCAGCCAAGUGUCAACAGUGCAGAGGCAAGCGUAAGGUCUUCAGAGAGAGGUGAAAUUCCACUUACAGACAUUCUUCGUUCAGAUGAACUUGUCACUUGCCCGGUGUUGGUGACAAGUCGCCCAUGGAAGGUCAAAGAGAUUAGAUGGGAUGAUAGUCUGAGCAAACGGUACACUUUCCUGCAUUUGGAAGGUUUUAGCAAGGAGAAUGUGGAGGUUUACAUUCACAAGUACUUCCAAGAUGAUGGGGCCAAAGCAGAUCAGCUUAUCCAAUUAACCAAAGACAAUGUCAUCAUAUCUGAGCAUAUGGCCCCGUAUCCUAUCUACAUAGCUAUGGUCUGUCUUAUGUGGAGAGAACUUGGUGACGAAAAACAAGAAAAGUUUAAGUCGUUACAAACUUUUUCUCAAAUAUUUGAUGAAAUGUUUGAAUUCUUGAAGGUGCAUUAUGCUCAGAAAAAAAUCCCAGAUUUAGACAGCCCAUCUUUCCAAGCAUGUCGCUCUCGAAUUGAGAAACUCAUGGAACCAGUUGCCAAAGUUGCUUUCAUCGGGCUACAAGAAAACACCCUUAGUUUCAAAGAAGGUGAUUUUGAACAGUGCUCAGACUCCAUUGAAACAGCUUGCAGAGUAGGGGUGUUGUCUCAGGAGAAAAAUUUGUCAUCUAACCUGUAUGAUAAGAGCAGUAUGUUCCUGCAGUCUACUAUCUUCUUUCCACACAAACUCUUUCAGGAGUACAUGGCUGGGGUCUAUCUUGCUUCCCUGUAUGAACUAGAUCCCAAUAAAUUCAACAGGCUGAUUGAGCAAGUAGUGCUGCCUAGGAAAAAAGAGUUCAGGUAUCUCCUGUAUUUCACUGUAUCACGGAACAAAGCCAUUGCAAACCAUGUCAUGAAAUGCAUGUUACAGGUUGACACCAGAGACAGAGAUGAGAUGGAUUUCUUGGUUGAUGUAUCCUUUGAGAGUCAGGACCUAGAUACUGCAGCCUUGUUGAGGGAUAGAAUGUCAUCUCUGAGAAUAUGGUUAUCCAUGACAGCACACACCAUAGCAGGUUAUGUAUUCACUGGACUAGGUGUACAUAAAGAUGUGAUCGAUCUUGGAGUAAAUGAAGAAUUUGGACCAAUUAUAUCACAUGAUAUGGGGGAGAUUAUAUGCUCUGUGCCCUCUCUAAAGCAUGUUACACUACUUGAAGCUGCCUUGCACAGUGACUUCUAUGCAGUUCUUGCUAAAGAAGGAAAGAAGUCCAAGGUCCAAACUGUCACGCUCAUUGACAUUAGGCGUCCAACAUCAGCCUCUUCACAUUACCUAGCGGAUGCUUUGUGUUCCAUGCCAAACCUGACUAGCCUGACACUACAGGGAAAGGAUUUAAAGGAGGAGUUCUAUUCUGCACUGAAUGCAAAGGCGUCAACCUUACAGGAUUCUUUUCCUCAAAUCAGUAAUGGAAAUUUCAUGUUCAAUGGAGUUCCCCAAGCGGAUUUUGAUUCAUUCCUGCAGUCACUCACUGACUUUCGACGGGAGGAUGCAUUUGACUUUACAGACUCGGACGAGGAGGUUAGCGUCUCGGACGAGGAUGAUGACGUCUUGGACCAGGAGGAUGACCUAUGAUGGACAUCACAGCCAUCAGAAUACCUUCAACCAUCAAGAUCGCAUAGCUGGAUUAUGUGCUGCUCGAUCGUAUAGAACUAUCUCCAAGAGGGUUCUACGACACUUGCUACUGUGACAGUCUUUCUGCGUCGGCUUCCUACACUAACCAAAAUUCCAGCUUCAACCUCAGAAGAGGAGGAUUACGUCUCAGACGAGGAGGAUGACCUAUGAUGGACAUCACAGCCAUCAGAAUACCUUCGAGAGCCACACAAUGGCAGUGCACAACCAUCCAGAUUGCACAGUUUGAUUAUGUGCUACUGGAUCAUAUAGAACUAUCUCCGAGUCGGUUGUACGACAGUUGUUCCGCGUCGGUUUCCUACACUUACCAAAAUGUUAACUUCAACUUCAGGCCUUACAUAUUACUGUAAACAUAAAAUUAUAAUAUUUAACACUAGAAAUGAAACAGCAAAUUCAAUGAACUUCAUAUCACAACAUAGCAACGUUAUAUUCAUACACAAUAAAUAUAUCAUAUUACGUGUACCUAACCGUAAACAUUAUUACCUGAACUCAAAAUAAAGUGCGACCAUAACCCUAUAUAUUUCAUAAAGUAUAGCCUGGAUCAUAGGAUCAAAUGUUGACCCUCAUCCAUUUUUUCCCCUCAUCCACAGGAUUCCUUUACAUCUACAAUCAUGCAAAAUUCCAUAUUUACAUCACUUGGUCAAACUAAAA